Messenger RNA from Triticum aestivum (bread wheat), 491 nucleotides. RefSeq lists its product as uncharacterized. NCBI's taxonomy places the organism in Eukaryota, Viridiplantae, Streptophyta, Magnoliopsida, Poales, Poaceae. The record is from RefSeq and is a predicted model, not a curated record. The transcript has 2 exons. The coding region runs from base 24 to 443 and encodes 139 amino acids.
CCGCCUCCCUCAGUUCCCUCACCAUGGCGGACGAACCCAUCAUGAGCAGUCGCCCUCCAUGCGCACAUGUGAUUCUACUCGCCAGUGAUGAUCCCCACCUCUCCACACGGCCCUGCUCUACGGCGCCGAUCCUCCGACAGCCCCUUGCGGCCCUGAUUCCCGUCCGCCUCCAUCGCGCCUCACCGUCGACGGCUGCCCGGCCGCCUUUCCUGUGGCGCUCGGCAUUCGUCCCCCACGCGGCCGACGGCGACUCCUCCGUCCUCCACACGGCCGGCAACAAAGACUCCACCACGCCGCAACAACGUAGAAGCUCCUCCCUUAGCAGAUGUGUUCUUCCUCUGCGCCACCUAUGUAGAGUUCCUGCACCCGACGCCACCGAUGCGAUGGUCUGCAUGUGUGGGCAGGGCACUACAACUGCUACUUGUGCAGAUCCACAAUAUUGAGGUUGCAGAACUUGCAGACGUUUGAUCUAAGAUGCCCGACUGUACUGC